CAGGGUCCUAACGGAUCCUCCGCCUUCCCCGAUGCGACAACUCAACCCUCACCAUUCGGCGGUGCUGCUCCCCCUCUAGCACUUCAACGAUCCACGAGCCACGAUGAUAGCAACGCAAGACGCCCUUCAAGUGCCCCUGGUAACAAACAGAAUCUGGCCGCCGGGUUCUCUACCGGCGAACAAUCGGAUUCAGAUCGACCGAAGCGGCCAUCCGUGAAGCCGCUGCUUAUGCGAUCCAAGAGCGAAUUUGGAGUCAGCCGCCCUGAAGAAGUUGACCAUUCCGAGGAAGAUAUUCCUCAUUGG
Molecule: messenger RNA, 303 nt
Organism: Colletotrichum acutatum
Lineage: Eukaryota; Fungi; Ascomycota; Sordariomycetes; Glomerellales; Glomerellaceae
Exons: 1
Source: RefSeq, a predicted model, not a curated record